AUAGAGACGACAACAUGGCUGACACCAGAGAAAAGGGUCUUCAAGAUUACAGAAAACGAUUACUUGAACAUAAAGAGAUUGACGGUCGUUUAAAAGAGUUGCGGGAACAGCUCAAGGAACAGACAAAACAAUAUGAAAAAUCUGAAAAUGAUCUGAAGGCCUUACAAAGUGUUGGUCAGAUCGUCGGUGAAGUGCUCAAACAGCUGACAGAGGAGAAAUUCAUCGUGAAGGCAACCAAUGGACCUCGCUACGUUGUCGGCUGUCGCAGACAACUGGACAAAUCACAGCUCAAACCAGGCACCAGGGUGGCCCUGGACAUGACCACCCUGACCAUUAUGAGGUAUCUGCCUAGAGAGGUAGACCCUCUGGUUUACAACAUGUCUCAUGAAGACCCCGGUAGCAUCUCCUAUUCUGAGAUCGGGGGCUUGGCCGAGCAGAUCCGUGAGCUGAGAGAGGUGAUUGAGCUUCCUCUGACCAACCCUGAGCUCUUCCUGAGGGUGGGAAUAAUCCCUCCAAAAGGCUGUCUGCUCUACGGACCUCCAGGCACUGGAAAAACCCUUCUGGCCAGAGCUGUGGCCAGUCAGAUGGACUGUAACUUCCUCAAGGUGGUGUCCAGUUCUAUUGUAGACAAGUACAUUGGAGAGAGCGCCAGGCUCAUCAGGGAGAUGUUCAACUACGCCCGGGACCACCAGCCCUGCAUCAUCUUCAUGGACGAGAUCGACGCCAUCGGUGGCCGAAGAUUCUCAGAGGGCACGUCUGCGGACAGGGAGAUCCAGAGGACACUGAUGGAGCUGCUGAACCAAAUGGACGGCUUUGACACCCUGCACAGAGUCAAGAUGAUCAUGGCCACUAACCGGCCUGACACCCUGGACCCUGCGCUGCUGCGCCCCGGCAGGCUGGACCGCAAGAUCCAUGUUGAGCUGCCCAAUGAACAGGCCCGCUUGGAUAUCCUAAAGAUCCACUCCGGCCCCAUCACCAAACAUGGAGAGAUAGAUUACGAGGCGAUCGUGAAACUUUCAGACGGCUUCAACGGUGCAGAUUUGAGAAAUGUGUGCACGGAAGCAGGAAUGUUUGCAAUCCGUACCGAUCACGAGUAUGUCACUCAGGAAGAUUUCAUGAAGGCCGUUCGGAAGGUGGCCGAUUCGAAGAAACUUGAAUCCAAGCUGGACUACAAGCCUAUAUAAAUGCCUAUAUCUGUAUUUCUAUAUGUGAAAGUGGAGAGUAGGUGAGAAAGCAAGAGAGAUGUGGGUUUUCCUCUUGCAACGUUCUAUUAAAUGACAUUAAGAGACCAUCGCUGGGGG
Messenger RNA from Esox lucius (northern pike), 1301 nucleotides. RefSeq names its product proteasome 26S subunit, ATPase 6 (gene psmc6). Gene Ontology annotation, biological process: positive regulation of RNA polymerase II transcription preinitiation complex assembly. Gene Ontology annotation, molecular function: proteasome-activating activity; ATP binding; ATP hydrolysis activity. Gene Ontology annotation, cellular component: cytosolic proteasome complex; proteasome regulatory particle, base subcomplex. The record is from RefSeq and is marked provisional. NCBI's taxonomy places the organism in Eukaryota, Metazoa, Chordata, Actinopteri, Esociformes, Esocidae.